Messenger RNA from Podarcis lilfordi (Lilford's wall lizard), 19644 nucleotides. The record is from the annotation of a GenBank genome assembly. Lineage: Eukaryota; Metazoa; Chordata; Lepidosauria; Squamata; Lacertidae.
ACGACGGCGGGGCCUCGGUUGUGUUGGGAAGGCGGGCUUUGGGCUGAUUGGCGAGCCGGAAGGCUCGAGGGGCGGACGUGAUUGGUCAGGGGUGCGAAAGGUGGGCGGGGCCACGUUAAGGUGAGUUGCCAGGGCUCCGGUUGUCAAGCGGCAGCCAAUCAGGGUGGGGGAUGGGAGCGGGUGGUGGAGGCGGAGAGCACUGAGAGCCGUUCAGACGGAGGAGCGCGCGGGUAGGAGACAAGCAAGGCCGGCCGAGACGGGCCUCACGUCGGGUAGGCCGUGGGUAGCCGCAGCAGCCCCCACCCGAAAUCUCCCUGGAGCGGCGGCUGGCCCGGGAAGGCCUUCGGGCUGCCUCCCGGGGCCGCGGCGGCCUGUUUACAUUCCCUCCCCCGAGCAGGUGCUCGCCUGUCCGGCGGUGUGUGCCUCGGAGGUCCCGGCCAGGCCUCGCCGGAGGGGAGAGGGCUGCUUCUCCUCCGGGCAGCGCAUGAGGUGGAUGGGUGGGAUCUUUCUCUCCCAGGGAAGACUUGGCUGAUCUAUGAGAAGGGGUUUCCUGGGGGCUGAAUGGGAUCUGCUGCCCACAGCACUUUGCGGGGUGGGGGUGGGAAUGUUCACAAGCUCGGCUGGCUCCCUCGGAUUCGAGUCACUUCCUCUAAACACGGGUGGCUAGGAGGUGCUGACUGGGAGAGGGCCGCUGCCCUCGUGCCCUGCUUUGUGGGGUUCUGGGGGAGGGGGGGCGAGAUCUGGUUUCUGGGUCUUAAAUAGGCCUUUAGCCUGAUCCAGUUAACAAGGCUCUUCUGAGAAGCUGCUGAGAUCACCUCGCCUAUGUCACCCAUAAAAACUCCAUCCUGCCUAACACCUGUAGGGAUGCAGCACACACGCAUUUGUUCAUAAAAUUUAUGUGCUGCUUGAUUAUAAAAGCAAAAGCUCGAAGUGUUCUACAAAAAGAAUAAAGCAUUGCAGUUAUUAGUAAACAGAGGCAAUAUUUUAAAACAUUGAAAAGUAAUUAAGGUUGGCAGUAAGCAAAAACAAAAAAUAAUAAUUAAAAUAUGUGUCGGCAUCAUGCGUACAUGGGUAGGCUUGCUUAAGCAGACAUGUUAUUAGCAGGUGCCAAAAACAGUACUGUGAAAGUGUGGGCCCUACCACACUAAAAUAUUGAUUUCUUACCAAUGUGGAAUAAGUAUUAUAUGCCACCUGUAACAGAGCCAGUUCAUCAGUUCUGUACAAUGGGGUAGUAAUCCUCAGUCUAGAAAUUACAUGUGUGGGUGGAAAUUUGACAGUAAAUUGAGGAGUGGAGCAUGCAGACAAGAGUUAACUCCCUCCUGGAGGGAGGCUGUGAACAAAGUGUAUUUUUGAAGGCUACCUGUCAGUUUUAGGGAUCCUGCUUUCAGGAUCAAUUCUGUGCCCCACUGUCUGUCUCUGCAACUACUCCCAAUAGAUGUGCUAGUUGUAUCCCAAAGCAACUGAAUAACACCAAGUUGUCAAAGUCUGCUCUAAUUUAUUGAUCAUUGAUGUAAUGACAAAAGUACCUUUUAUUGUUAUUGGAAGAUACACAGAAAAGUACCGUAGGAGUUCCUGAUCACUUACAUUCCAUGUUAAAAAACAUAAUUGGGUUGUAUCCAGCCAAGUACUACUUGGAAUAUAUCCAGUACAAUUAACGUACCUAACUUAGUCAUGUUCAUCAAUUUCAGUAGGUAUACUCUGAGGAGGACUAAUACUGUAUGCAGCCCAAUUCUGGAAAUACAGUCAUACCUUGGAAGUCGAACUUCUUACCAGUUGAACGUUUUGGCUCCAAAAUGCCGCAAACCCGGACGUGAGUAUUUCGGUUUGCAUCCAACGUGGGUUCCGUGGGUUCUGAUUGGCUGCAGGAGCUUCUUGGUUUCCAGAUGUUUUGGAAGUCAAACGGAUUCCGUUCAACUUCCGAGGUACAACUGUACCUGUUCUAAGUUAUUGUUAUAAAAAAAAAGAUAAAUGAAGAAACCUGCUAAGCUCUAUUUUAAUGUAGUUUGUUUUUCUGCUGUGUUAGCUGAACUGGUUAAAAUGAACACUUUCCUCCUAGGUAACUUUAAUGACUGCUUCCUGGGAUUUUGCUUGCAUUCUGGAAGAAAUAGGCCACUGAAUAAGCCUAGGAGACAUAUUUAUAUUUUAAAAAUAAAAGUGCCAUCACCUUGACUGCUGCAGGACAGUUCAGAAACUUGAACCUUGUAUCUGGGGGGUUGAGCCCCACACAUGCUGAUGAAAACAGAGCUUUGGGAGAAAAAAGAAGACUGCUUUCUGUAGCUGUGUGAGAAUCACUGCAAUGGCAGCUGCAGUUGCCACCAAGACAGCUUGGAAGCUGCGUAAGUGAAGUCCACUCUUCUGCGUUUAUAAACGGGAUGUGUUCAGUGCCUGCAAUUUUGUCUUCCACUCCUGCUUGACAGCUUGGGUUUCAGUGUUCUCCUGAUCACUAGCAUCAGACUUGGAGUCAGGUACCUGGUCCAGCUGCUUAGCUGAUGACUUAGUGUCUUGUGUGGAAUUAUAUUUAAAAGAUCUUACUAUGGCCAGAAGGGCUUACAUUCAGGCAAGUGGACAUAGAAUAAUUAGCUUAAAAAGCUACAAUACAUACCAGAUAUGUGUACCUGUUCACGUAUACCUCAUCAGUAAAUGCCAGCUUAAAUGUAUUGAUUUUUGUGUGGGGCUGUAAUGGGAGAGAUGUGGUGAUGAAAUGUGCUCAUGUCUGCGUUUGCUUUUUUUGUAUAGAGGAAAUCACUGCUCACAGCAGCAAUGUUUCUUCACUUGUGUUGGGCAAAAGCUCAGGUCGGCUCCUUGCAACUGGUGGAGAUGAUUGUCGAGUUAAUAUCUGGUCAAUUAACAAGCCGAACUGCAUUAUGGUAAGGAUUGGCUAAUUUCUCUUUGCUUGUGGGCAAUGUGAGUCAGGGAGCAACCUCUGGCAUUAGCUUUAGCCACCCUCCUUUCUAUACAGGAUCAAACAUGAGAAGGGAGGUUUAUUUUAAUCUGUGCUUUCAGUAAUUUGGCUAAAUACACCUAAGUGAGCCAAAGUACAGUGCAGUUAAGGCCAAAGUGCUGAGAGAAGAACAAGUUGCAUUGACUGGCGCCUCGUGGAUUGUUCCUCCCUCAGUUUGAGGGACAGAGCAUGAUGGCACCUUCACCCAGCAGUAUAUUGCAGGCACUGCUGCUCAGGAUAUACAGUAAUACCUCGAGUUACAAAUGCCUCAGGUUACAAACACUUCACAUUACAAACUCCGCUAACCUGGAAGAGUUACCUCGAGUUGAGAACUUUGCCCCAAGAUGAGAACGGAAAUCAUGUGCCGGCGGCACAGCAGCAGCGAGAGGCCCCAUUAGUGAAAGCACACCUCUAGUUAAGAACAGUUUCAGGUUAAGAAUGGACUUCCGGAAUGAAUUAAGUUCGUAACUAGAGGCACCACUGUACUACCAGGUAAAGGCGCCAUUGCACUCUGGCCCUUGAAAUGGUCCUGGGUGAUGUAUCAAUACAUCGCCCAGGCCUAAAUAUGACAUUCUGGUCUCUUCAAAAACCAGGAAGUAGUUGGAUCUGACAUUAGCAGGGCUUCAGUCAAGUGUCCUUCCUUUGUUUUUCAUGCAGAUCUGGAGACAUUUUCUCUACCACCACCUUGCCCCCUGUAUUUUGACCUAUGAGGAGCUAAGUUGAGCUAUUGAGACUUGUAUGAGUGGCUGCCUUAGGAGCUGUGGCUGUAGAACCCAAUAUAUGUGUAAUCCUUUGACUUGGAAGGGCCAAAAAGCUGCAAUGGUAUCCCUUUCCACAGCAAUGGCCAGCUUGAAAUAGUUUUUCUUUUGAAUGAUUUUUGUUCCGAUCCAACCCCUGCACUUUUUGAAAAGGGCAUUUCUCUCCUCUUCCACUCCUGCCCCUCGUUUUUUGUACGGUAACUUACUAGUGCUGCAGAAUUGAAUCUAGAGUGGGCAUUUCGACUGUUGCAGUACAGAGAGUAAUGUUCUUUGUACUACUGCAUAGUUUGUGGGAAGUUUGUGAUGCAGCUUCAUUUCAUGCUAGCUGAUGGAGCUGCAAUUCAUUAUAUACAUAUCUAGGAGUAAGUUGCUGAACUCAGUGGAAUUUACUUUUGUGCAGGUAGACAUCUAGCCAUAAACCUGCAUUUCUGGGUGAUGUGCUUAGUGCACCAUUAAGAAGCACUUAAUGUGGUGGCCAAGCUCUAUAUGGCUCUUGGCCUUUGCCUCAACCUUCCUGCAAUGGGGCAUGGGGAUUCCCACUAUUGCAGCAAAGCUCUGUGGGGAAGGUGCUUCUGAGUGUAUAUUCUGCUGGAUUUUAUUAGUCAAUUAAUGACCAGUUGUUGUAACAUGAAUAAGUCUUCACUGGGUGUAUAAAGGAGGUCCAGUUUGACACCAGGUGACAUGUGUGUGAGAAAGAGACACUUGAAGGAGGGCCUCUGGUGAACAUAGGAAGGAAUCAAAUUUCUGCUCUUGCUGGAAUACUGAAACUUCAGUGUCUGUCGACGGCUUUGAACGUGGCUUUCACCUAAUCAUUUCACUACUUGUGGUGUGAUGAGUGUAAAUAUCCUAGCUGUCCUUGUUGUUGCAUGCCUUCCUGUGGAGUGGGCCACAUUCAGAUGAUUCACUGCUGCUUUUUCAUUUUGCCCAGAGUCUAACAGGUCACACCACACCCGUGGAGAGUGUGAAGAUUAAUACGAAUGAAGAGCUGAUUGUUGCGGGGUCCCAGUCAGGCUCCAUUCGGAUCUGGGAUCUGGAAGCUGCCAAAAGUAGGUUCAGAGCCAAUUCUUCUACCACUUUUCAGGUUGCCCAGCAGCCCCUUACUUAGCAAAGAGCAGAGAAUGAGAGAGCGCAAGCACACAAGGAAGGACGAUAUGCUCAACUUUGAAAACUGCAGGGGCACCUCUUCCUCCACCUAGGUGGGGGAGGUGUUGGUACUGUUCAGAUGCCAGCCCUAUGAAUAAGAAGAGCUGUUUUGUUUGCACUCAGAUCUUUAUAAUUUCCCCUAAUAAUAUUUAUCCAUUUGUGUUAUGUUUACAAUGCUUAACCUCAGCAGUCAACAAUCUUUCCUCCAUUACUUUCAUAGAAAAACAGGUUUUAAUUUGAUGUGUUUGGUAGAUGCUUGUGAUUUCUAUUUUAAGAGACUCUACAGGGAAACGUUAAAACAUUUGUAUGAUUUUCUGAUUUCAUUCUAAACUCGAUUAUUUUUUUAAAAAAGAAUUUUACUGAACCAUUGAAAUAGCAAAUCUGAUUUGAACUGAAAAACUAUCAAUCCUGCAUCUUCUUAGACCAUGCUUGCAUCUCAAUUCCCUGCCCUCCCUUUCCCAUCCAGUUCUCCGUACAUUAAUGGGCCACAAAGCAAAUAUCUGCAGCCUAGACUUCCAUCCUUUUGGAGGCUUUGUAGCUUCAGGAUCCAUGGACACCAACAUUAAGGUAAGACUUUUGAGUCUCCCUCACUCCCUGCAUGUGUAUUUCAGAACAGCAGGAUACCCAGAGGACUGCAUAUCAGUGGAUGUAAGGAGCUGUUUUGUAUUAAGUCAGAGUAGUUGUUGGCGUGCUCUGGCCAUGGGGUCACAAAGAGUUGGACAUGACUAAAGAACAACAGUUGUUCAUGCAGCCCAGCAAUAUUCUCAUGGACCAGAAGCCGCUUUCCAGUGGUGUGGGCAGAGCUCUUCCCAGCCCUUGAACUAUGAACCGAUAGUGCACCCAAGACCUCAUUUGUGUGUAUUCUGCAAUUCAGCUGACAUCCUGUUUUUGAAAUUCAAAUAGUUGCAUACUCUUAAGAAAAUGUCCCUCAACCCCAAGACUUUUUUAAUUGAAGAUCUUCAAGACACUUCCAAGUUGCCAUUGUAAAGCUUUUGUCCAUUUUCUUCAUGCAGCUUUGGGACGUGAGGAGGAAGGGCUGCGUCUUCAGGUACAAGGUAAGAAGGAAAGCAUAUUAUUUUGUCUGCAGGGCACCCCUCAAAUCUCCUUCUGCCUCUGGAAGUUAUUCCAUGUCCAGUUGCUACAGUGUUUCAGUUUGGAGAGCUCAUUGAGGCAAUCCCACCCACAGGUUCUGGGCAGUUUACAAAAUUUGCAGCGUCUAUUACAUAAACAGGGUCUACAUUUUUUGGCUGCCAGCCCUCAGGCCCCACCCAACCAAAGGAAGGGCCAGUGGGGAGAGGGGUCCAUUGGGUACUGCUUCUUGAAGGUGCCCAGAGAGGCUUGAUGCCAUUAAUCUUGCAAGUUAAUAUCUUCUCAUCUCUUUUGUACUUUGGUACUGACCUUCACAUCCACCUUGCAUUAUUUUUUAAAAUAGGGCCCUCCAAUUGAAAAGCAUGCACUCACUCACUGAACUAUAGCACCCCCUGCACCUCUUCCCAAAAUACAACCUCUCCUCCUCCUGUCUUUCUAGCUGUCUCUGACUCGUUUCCAGGGAAACCCUUUUUCUGUGCUCAACUCCUAUCCUCCAAAGUUCAUGAUUUCUUUCCACUGUUGAUGGAGCCCUCAUCUGGUCUCUAACAUGCCAGCUGUCCCUCACAGCUGUUGAGAAAGGCUCCCCUCCCUCCAAAAGGAGCCCAAGUACUUGGCAAAUCAUUAAGCUCUUCCCUAUCCAAUCUCAUUUUGCUUCCUUACUAGAAAUGUUUGAGGCUGUAUAUUGGCUAUGUCUAAAAUGUAGCUUUCACCAACCUGGUGCCCUUCAGAUGUUUUGCAUUCUGGCUGGAGCUGAUGGGAGUUGCAGUCCAACACAUCUGGAGGGCACCAGGUUGGCAAAGGCAGUCAAAGGGAUUGUAUUUUCUCUCUUGCUAUAUUGUAAUUUCACAACAUCACAGCUGUUGUGAGACAUGCUCAGCCUUCAUGUUUCCCGUGUGUGACCCAUUAUUUAAUCCUGGGAGUGCCAAGCUCUGCUAGGAAUGAACUGGGUCUGUUUUGCCUUUACAGGGCCAUACUCAAGCUGUCCGCUGUCUCCGAUUCAGUCCUGACGGCAAAUGGCUGGCGUCGUCUGCAGACGAUCACACCGUGAAGGUACUGGCCUGAUUUUGCCAGACCCCUUUGGCAUUCACCUUCCUUCUUGUGGCAGUUUUGGCUGCUUGCCACACCAAGAGGCGCUCUUUUGUGCCAAACAAUCAGGAAUGGGGUUGGGCAACCUCAAGACUUUAAAGUUCUCUCUCUAUCUAGUUGUGGGACCUGGCUGCUGGGAAGAUCAUGUUCGAGUUCACAGGACACACGGGGCCAGUCAACGUUGUAGAAUUCCAUCCCAAUGAAUACCUGUUGGCCUCUGGUAGCUCUGACAGGUAAAAUCUUGUUGGGAAAUAAGUGGUGGACAAUAGCAUGUGAUGUGACUCAUCUGCAACUUGCAAUUAUUUCCUGCAGAUAUUUAUAUUUUCAUUUGUGGAAUUGGAAUAAUUGUUGGUGAUGAUUGGAACAGCUUACCUUUGGAAUUUCCUGUCUAGGGAGGCCCUUCUGGUCUCUUCAUUAUCCUCUUCUGGAACCUAGAACAAGGUCAUAAUAUUGCCCAUGCUUUGCCCAAAAUUCAGUCUUUCGUGUUGUUUGAAUUAUGACAAAGCUUUUGGUAGAUGUCAGCAUGCUAGAUUUUGGAGUUUGGUAUAUGCUGAUGGCUCUCAAUCUUCUUUCUCUUCCUUGAACCUUGGUGAGACUAUAGAGUCUCUGAAAUGAUGCUGGAUAAAUGGGCUGGAUGAACUGAAGCAGGUUCAAAUGGGGGUGUAGAGGAACAGUGGGCCUGAUGAGUUGAGAGUAGGUGUAAAAUCUGUCUGAAUGGCCUUGCCGCCCCUUCUGAAGGAACAGGUUUGCUGCUCAGGGGUGAUAUUUGACUCAGUACUACUGCUGCAGCUGUGCCUUUUCCCAACUGCACCAGAUAUAUUUGCUGCACCAUCUUGUGUAAGAUAAAAUAUUUGGUCUCGGUCAUUGCAGGAAAGUGUUUUACAUAGCUCACAAACUAUUUGGUUUAGAACACAGCAGCUGGGACUGACCUUAGAGAGUGGUUGUUACAGAGCUGCCCUGGUUACCAGUUGGUUUCUGGGCACUUCAGAGUGCUGUGUUUUCCUUUUAAAUCCCAAAGUGCCCUAGCCUCUGGACACCUUUGCUCUUAGGUCCUGCCAUGUGAUUUUAAGAACGUCUGAGGAGUUUCUGAUGAGGUUGCCAUCAUUGUCACAGAUCUAUUGGCUGGUCAUGGCUAGAGCAAGCUUGUGUGUUAGCCCAGUUAAAGCUACUAGCCUGCUAAUUUUUCCUAGCAUGCUAAGGGCUGUCAAAAGAGGAACAGAGAGCUCUUUUCCUCUUCCCCCAACCUACAGACAUGGGGGCUUCCCUCCUCUGGCAGCCCACUUGGUUUCUCUGCUGGGCACAGACGAGAGUAACGGAGUGCUCUGUUCCUUGCCUGGAAUCCCAGACACUCAUCUACACCUGUUUGUUUUUUGCGCUCCAUCCUUAUUUUUAUUAGGGCCACAGACUGUUGCUAGAAACAAAGACCAACAAAUAAUGAAGUGUUGGAUUAACUCCUGCUUGCCUUGGGCCUAGGAGAUCACACAGGUGUUUUUCCCCCCUGUCUUGCAGAACGGUCAGGUUCUGGGACUUGGAGAAGUUCCAGGUGGUGAGCUGCGUUGAAGAGGAGGCCACUCCUGUCAGGUACAUCGGACUUGGGCCGUGAUUUGUGUCAAGAGGCAUGAGGGCAUGUUCUUGCUUUGUGUGACUUUGCUGUGGGGAUCCCAGACUCUUAAUGCUCUUUCAGUUCCAAGCUCUGGUUUGGCCACGCGGCCGAAGCGAGGAAUGCAUGCAGUUAAAGGCUAGCAGAGAUUGUGACCAUCUCCUGACAUAGAAUAUCAGUGGCACAUCUUGUUUUGCACCCGUGUCUGGAUGACCUGCACAUUCACUUUUCCCCUCUCCCCUUCAGGUGUGUGCUGUUUAACCCCGAUGGCUGCUGCUUAUAUGCUGGCUGCCAUGAUACCCUGAGAGUGUAUGGCUGGGAGCCUGAGCGCUGUUUUGAUGUGGUCUUGGUGAAUUGGGGCAAGGUGGCUGAUUUGUCUAUCUGUAACAAUCAACUGGUGAGUGACUGAAGGGGCAGGAAGGGACUUGGGUUUCCUGCUCUGCUCGUGGGUGCAACAAGUGGACAUGCCACAAGUUGUGCUUCUGACACUGGCAGUAGCAUGGCAGGGCCAUUCCUAGUGCACACUUGGCCCCUGACUCUUGCAAAUGGACCCCGAGUCAUCUCCUCCUCAUGUCUUUUGGUAGUUUUCAUUUUGAGUUUGCUUCCCGUUCCCCUCACAUGGUUGCCAAGGUGGAUUCUUGUUGACUUCCCAGAGCACUUUGGCUGCAAACCUAAUGUAAAGUUGACUUGCACAGAACAUGACUUCUUUUCUGUUCUUCACAGAUUGGUGUUUCUUUCACACAAAGCACAGUCUCUUCCUUUGUGGUGGACCUCAGCCGAGUCACAAAAUGUGGGCCUGGCACCCGUGGACUGAUCCGGGAUGACAAGCCUCUCACUCAGCCCUUGCCUGCAGGCUCUUCCCUUCGACGCAUCUACGACAGGCCAACGACGACAUGCAGCAAACCCCAAAGGCAAGGAAGGAAGACUCCUCUUAGAGGUGGCAGCCCCUGUAUGCCAAAGGAUUUAGAGAUGGAAACUGAAAGCAAAGGGAUGUUCUCAGUGGUUUCUGUGUGGUCCCCUCCAUUGGUUCUGGGGGAUUUUUCUAAGAAAAACUUGUUUGCCUAUUUUUUUGUGCAUGGCUUUAAAAGAGGAUUAGCCAAAUUCAUGGAAGAUAAAGCCAUCAGUGGCUACUAGCCAUGGUGGCAAUGUUGUUGGUGGCAGAAUGCCUCUGAAUACCUGCUGCUGGGAAUCCUAAGAGGGGAGAGGGCUGCUCUUGCUCUUGGGUCCUGCUUGUGGACAUCCAGUUGGCCAUUCAGGGGAAAAUAGGACGCUGGGUUUCAGAUAUAGCUGAAGGAGCAUCUCCACCUCCAUCAUUCAGCCAUCAUUGGCUAGUUUUUAAUGUUUGACAUUUUUAUAUGUACUGGAAGCCUCCCAGAAUGGCUGGGGAAACCCAGCCAGAUGGGCGGGGUAUUAUUAUUAUUAUUAGCCCCCAUUGGCUUCAGGGCUGUUCUGGUAUUCUUAUAUCUGUGGUUUAAUGACAGAAUGAAACACAACUCAGAGAGCGAGAGGCGCAGUCCAAGCAGUGAGGACGACAGGGAAGAUAAGGAAUCCACAGCGGAGAUCCAGAACACAGAAGACUACAAUGAGAUCUUCCAGCCAAAGAAUCCCAUAAGUGAGUGCUGCUGAAGUAAUUUGUGUGAUGCCACAAAGCAAACCAAGGUGUCUUGUGCUGUUUUCCCCAUUUUGUAAUAUUCAAUCUUUGUGUGGCAGUUGUGAACAAGCAUGUGACUCUCCCACAGUUGUUUUAAUUUACCGUUGCCUCCAAAGACUUUCAAGGGGCAAUCUUAGGUUCACAACUUGCUACUGAAUAUUGUGUUCUGGCAUGGUCAGUCAUUUAGAGGUAGAGUACUAGCAUCUAAGUUUUCAACAUGUAUUUGUUAAAGUAUUUGCACACCAUCUUUUGUACAAAUACAUCUGAGGGCAGUCCACAGCGAGAAUUUACAUCUGAAAAUAUAACUUACACUGCCCCCACCCCCACCAGCAAAAAGCCCCACACCAAAACACUGCGAUUUGGAGCCAUACUUAACUAGCUGAACAUAAGUCACAUUGAAGUCAUUAUUAACUUGUCCCAUUGAUUUCAGUGGAACCUAAGUACAACUAGUUUAGUCUGAAUCCUACCCAAUAUUCCCAGGAUGCAUCUUUAGCACAUGGAAUGGUUGUUGCUGUCUCUUGAAAAGAAAUGUGGGAAGGAGUGAAGAGGCAUAACUGUACCCACUUCUUCCUCAGAGGGAGAAAUAUUUAUUAAUCCCUUUACCUGUAAUGCAGAAGUGUUACUGCCAUAGUGGAAACAAGCUGUAGACUCAUGAAGGUGACACCACAGGAUCCUCUAAUUUCUUGUGUAACUUAAAUGGAGUGCAAGGUUGGGCGCUUUAUUUUUUUGUCUUUUUCAGCUCGAACUCCACCUAACAAGAGUGAACCUUUUCCUGCACCUCCAGAGGAUGGUGAGUUGGAAUUUCUUUUUCAAGUAUUGAGAAAGAACCAGAGAAGAUCUCCAUACAGCUACUGUAUUGCUGGCUUCACAUGGACAUUUACAAUGUCUACGUUGCUGGGGGAAGUUAUGAGUUAUCUUUUUCUCGAGUUCGGAUUCUUCAGCUUUGCCUCCAAAGGGCAGCGUGUCGCCCUUGGGGCAAAAGAGCCGUGGACUGUCUUGGGUGGGAGUGGCAGGAGCCUUUGAGCCCAGGGCCAUAGAGCCCAGGGUCUUUGACUUCUAGGGCAGAGCUCUCGCCUGCUGCCAUUAUUUGUGCAGUCUUGAUAGUAAGAAAACAUAGUUUUUCUUCCCUUCAGAGCCCAUGGUUGCCAAAGAAGCCUCAAGGCUCAGUCAAGUGGCAGAUAUUCCGACUCCGUUGCCAAGCCAAGAGAAUGUAAGUGCCUUGCAUCCAUUGGUGUGCCCUCUCCUCUUCCUGCUUUCCCCCACCCUGGCUCCAGAAAUAAUGGUGCCUCUAUCCCAGGAUUUCGCAGACUUGGGUCUCCAGCUCUUUUGGGAUUACAACUCCCAUCAUCCCUAGCCUGCAGGCCCAGUGGUCAGGGAUGAUGGGAAAUGUAGUCCAAAAACAGCUGGAGGCCGAAGUUUGGGAAACCCUGCUCUAGCAGCAUGAAAAAGAGGCAGUGGCCUGUCACUGUGUUCUAAGCAAGGAAGUCCAGACCAGCCAUUGCCAACCUCCAGGUGUGUUGGACUACGACUCCCAUUAUUUGUAAAGGAGUUGUAGUCCAAAACAUCUGGAGGGCUCCAGAUUGGGAAAGGCUGGGCUCAGUGGAGGAAUUUUUAAUUACUAUAAUUUUUUUUUUAUUAAAAAAAUUACACACCACUUAAUUGCCAAAACCUCUAAGUGGUUUUGAAAGGCCUUCCCCUGCAGAUCUUGAUUCUGGUGGCUGGAAUUCCCUGCAAGCUUCUUUCUUACACCCAAAUGUGGUGGAGGUGGGGUGGGGGGCAAGAUGAGACCCAGGGAUUUCCUGAGCAGAUCCUAUCUUGCACCUGAUCCUUAACUUCAUUUGAAGUGCUCCAGGUGCCUUGGAGCUGACCACUCAGAAGUUGCCAAUAGCCUCCAGUGGGUCUUCUUAGAAAAUGAAGGAGGAAUGCAUCAAGUCCUUUGUUGACAUGCCAUGGAGGAUCAGUGGUGCUCAGUAUGUGGUGCUCAGUAUAGCCAGGUGGUUGCAAAUAUGGUAUCAAAGCUUACAGCCUAGGUGUGUCUGCCCUGACUCCAUCUCCACUUCCCACAGCAGCCUGACCCUAUUCAGAGGUCGCCAAUAGCAUCCUCGACCCCCAAGACCAAGGUUGAGCCAUCUGUGAUCCCUGCAGCCAGGAAUGAGCCUAUCGGGCUGAAGGCCUCUGACUUUUUGCCAGUAAGUUUCUUCCCUGUAGAAGAGGGAUUGGGAACGACAAGUGGCUGUCACCUGGGCAGGGAGGAAAGUCUAGUGAUUUGCCUGUCCUGCAUACCCUGCUCUUUGGCUGCUUCAGAAGUUUUUAGCAGGUGUCAAAAAGGGGACAGUGAAGGUGCCUUCUUUAUGUCAAUAGGCAGGGAGUUCCAAAGUGUGGGUGCUGCUGCACUAAAGUAGCAAUUUUGUAUUGUGGCCCUUGUAACAGUGCCAGUUCCACAGAUUAAAGUGGUCAAAAGUUCACAGAUGGGGUAAGGCAAUCCCGCAGGUAAACUGGUCCACAAAAGAAGGGAUAAUGUUUAGAUGGAAGGACAUCAGAAACUAGCCUUUAGCAAGAGCAUGGAUGGUAGCAGAUCCCCUCCCUGGCUAAACACUUUAGAUAUUUCUCAGCUAGGGUACAAAUAAUUUAAUUGUAUGGCUAGUGAUUUGGUUGGGUAGUAAAUAGUAUGAUUGAAUCAAGACAAAAAGUAGAGCCAGCCAGCCAUUCUGGACAAAUCAAAGGUAAUCUUAUCAAGGAGACAGUAGAAAAGAAUUCACAGCCCAGCAUCCCCAUCUUUCCAAUUGUAGUGAUAGACCUAAUAUGUUCUAUUCUUUUAACAGUAAUGUUUCUGCCUCUAGUUGUGUUAAGUAAAACUGUAAUAAACUAUACAAAAAGGUAUAAUUUAUGUGUUUGUGUGUGUAAUACAUUACAAAUUAGACCAUCAAUGCCAAGUUCCCUUUCCUUUCUGUCCUUGCAGGCUGUGAACAACCAAAACCUGGCGGAGAUUGUGGAUGAAGAGGCCAUGUCCCAAAUCCGGAAGGGACACGAGACCAUGUGCGUGGUGCUUACCAGCCGCCACAAGAACUUGGACACCGUGAGGGCCGUGUGGAGCACUGGAGACAUCAAGGCAAGUGGCCUUUUUGUUGCCUUUGUUAAGCAGCACAGUGCCAGGGGCUUUGGGCUUAGCAGGUCCAGAUCUCAAACCUCCCACCGCUGUCAGCUUGGAUACAAAAAGCUUGAAGUUUCAUUGUUAUCAGUUGACCAAGAGAGAUGCAGAUGAUGAAUGAGCAUCUUUUGCUCCAGCUGGGGAGAGGGGCUGCUUUGGGAGCAGGCCCUGUGCCUUUUAAGAAGGCUCCUGUUCUUCCUGCUGACCUUGGGCAGCCAACACAUCCCUUUAUUCAGGCCAAAAUAUUUGAAACUCAGGGUGGGGAUGGGGAGUCUGCAGUAGGAAUACAUUCCACAAGUUGGUUAUGAUGGUGUAAUCAGCAGCAUCUCACCUUCCCAUGCUGGAAGGAGAGGGCUUCCACACAGUCUUGCUCUACCUGACAAGGAAGUAGCCCAGAACCAUUCUCAGCAGUGGGGUGGGUGGCAGGACUGUGACCUGCAAGGAGACCCCGUAACUCAAGAUGUGACACAGGCUCAGAAUAGGCAUUCACAUUCUCUCUUGUGGAUGCCAUUCCUACUAGAGGAGGCUGCCUGCUUGCUCUCCACUCAGAAGGAGCAUUUCCAUGGCCACAUUAUCCCUGUCACUUGCCUGAGCCUUGAAGUCCCAUAAAGAAUUGUGCUAAUUUUUGGUGGUCUGUCAAGUGCCUCAGUGGCCUUUAGGGGAUGCUCCCUCUCAAGAUGUCUGCUGGCUGCCCCCUGGGGGGCCUUGGUGUGUUCUGGCAGCUUCUCAGCCAGUGCUUGUCUUAGUCUGGAGAUGAGCUUUGGGAUGAGAAAUGGCUCUUACAGCCCCUGAGGCAGGAUCAUUCCUGGGUUGAAUUAUUCCUGCCUAAGAGAGCAUCAUCAUGGCAGGUGACCCUGUUCCUAUUUGCUUGACAAAAUAUAGCCUGCUGUGUAUAAAGAGACACUUUUGUCCGAUGGAAGGGCUGAAACCUGCAUGGCUGAUCCCCUCUGCCAAAGGCUGUGUAUAGAUGUAGCUGAAAGCCUUGGAAGACGUUCUGCUUUACCACCAUUUGGCUUGCCUUCAUGAUGUCUAUCUCUAGGAGACUUGCCCUCAUCCUGAUUUGCCUCUCUUGCCUUUUCUCAGACAUCUGUGGACUCCGCAGUGGCCAUCAACGACCUCUCUGUUAUGGUGGACCUCCUGAACAUCGUCAACCAGAAGGCGUGAGUUCCAGUUUGCUUUCCUGCCUCAAGGGAAUGCUUUCUGCCAUGUGGGUCAGGAUCCUUUUCUCUUCUUGGGUAACCUACAAGUGCCUCUUCACUUCUUGAGUGGAGGUUGUGGCCAACAGUUACCCACAGGAUCCCAGGCCUUUUUCUUGGCAGCCCCCAUGUCCUGCCCCAUGAAAACUUGUGUGGGACUUGGUGGUGCCACCUGGUGCUUACACCUGCUAGCCCUGUGCUGAGCUUGGAACCAUGGCAUAACUCAGAUCCCUCAUGAGGACUCCCUGCGCCGAGAGUCAUCCGCUGUCUCAUCCUUUGGCUCCUUUCUGCCUUGGGGUGAGCAAAUGAAGCUUCUUUGUCCUGAAUGAGGUCCAUCUAGCCCGAGACCAGCAGCUGCUCUCUGGCUAAGGUCUCUGGAGUGUUCUGCAGGUCAGAGGGGUUUGCUGUUGUAGGGCAGGGGUUUUGGUAUCUCUCUGGAGCCUGUAUUCUCUUUCCAGGUCUCUUUGGAAGCUGGAUCUGUGCACAGUCAUCUUGCCUCAGAUAGAGAAACUUCUGCAAAGCAAAUAUGAAAGGUGAGUCUUCUGACAAAUGUACGUCCUUGAGUAAGAAGAGUGCCUGAUCAGUCAAGUGCUUUAUUGGCUAGCUGUAGCCAGCAGCUUUUGAGAGUUUUGUCAACUUGUAUUUGAUGAUGGUCCUGAUGAAGUGGCAGUAGCUGCUGCACACCUGUGUGUUAAUGUCUUGUACAUUUUUCUUAUUCUUGGAGGGAGUGGGGUUUUCUUAUUCUUGGAGGGAGUGGGGUUGUGACUUGCCCAAGCAUCUCUGCAGGCCUGGAGGUGGGCCAGCAGGGAAGCAGGCCUGACAGCUUUGGGGUUAUCACAACUUCACUUUGCAGGUGCUGAACAGAAGGGGACCAUUGCCCACUUUGCUGUCAACAUGGUCCCAGCACACUUUUAUAUUGGGCAGGGUUCCCCCUCUGCCCAAAUUUGGUGUCAUGUUUGAAGCUUUAAAUCAUGAGGGGAUGUCACCAGAAGAAAUAAGCACUGAGAAGGGCCCAUCCUAAAGUAGGCUGCCCCACCAUCCAACAUGAGAAGUUUGCAGUUCAAGCAGGAGUUUCCUAAGACUGUUGGAUGUUGAGUUUUUUCCUCUUUUGCUUUACUAACCACCAAGCUGUGGUUUUCAGGGAGUGAUUCCUCUGCCCCGAUAUUAAAACCACUUCAAAACCUGAGUAGUUGCAGCAUCUAUGUGUACAUCACUUUGUGUUGACGCUUAUAUACAAUUGUGUCACCCCCUCCAGGGGUGCGUCUACACACACAAAUUCUGCCCCGGUGUUUUGUUUUGUUUUUUGGAAGUGAUUCAGAAAUCCCUGCAGCAGUGUGGUUGCAUUUUGAAGAAGGAACUGGGUGAGAAGCAGUUCAUGUGAAUAUCAAUUGCUUUUAACAGCAGCCUGCUGGGCAGAUGCAGGCUGCCCAGCAGAAAAGCCUUCCUGCAUCCAGAUUUACAAGAAAAGAAACUGGAAGGACAACUGAUUUUGCUGUGGCUCUGCCCUUCCUCCUUCACCUGCUUCUCCACUUGCAUUUUAGGUUUAGCUGUGAAAACGUUUGUCCUAUUCUGAUUCUCCUUGUUCUCUUGUCAGUUACGUCCAGACAGGCUGCACUUCUCUGAAGUUGAUCCUGCAGAGGUUUCUGCCCCUGAUCACAGACAUCCUUGCUGCGCCGCCAUCCGUGGGGGUGGACAUUAGCAGAGAAGAGAGGUAGGGUGGCAUCCCUGUUGUUUCUGUUCCUAUGUUGCAAAUCCUAUCAGAACCGUCCCCAGUACCAAUUUAGCCUCCUUGCAAACCUGAAUCCCACAGCUAGCUCGGUCACACUUGCCCACAGAAUCUUGAACAGUUCCAGUUUGUUGCUUUUAGGCUGGAAAUAUCUGGGCUCCCUCCCACACAACUGCCUCUAUCUACUGGGGGGGUGCAGAAGGGGAAAAUCUCAUUUGACUUCUGCCAGUAAAGCCUGUAUGCCUUGCUGCUGCCUUGCACUGGCUAGCAAUCAGCAGGUAUGCACUGAAAGCUGGACCUUUUUAGUUGUGGUGUGGGUUUAAUAUUCCCGUUGGGCCAAACUUGAUCACAUGCCUUCUCUGUUUUCCAAGAACCCUUUUGUUUGUUUAUCUAUCAUGCUCUUUACUUUUGUUUAGCUGCUGCUGCUUCAAGAGCAUGUUCUGAAUUUAACAGUUUGGUAUUUUUCUUGUUGGGAAAUGCAGAAGAGCAGGGCAUCUAAAUAAUAUUAAUAAAAUAUUGGUGGAUGUUGAUCAGUCAUGGUAGCCCCUCCGUUCCUUCAUCCCAGUCUCUCUUUCCCAUUGACAGGCUUCACAAAUGCCGCCUGUGCUACAAACAGCUGAAAAACAUCAGCAACAUCAUCAAGAACAAAUCUGGACUCAGUGGCCGCCAUGGCAGUGCCUUCCGUGAGCUGCACCUCCUGAUGGCUGUCCUUGAGUGAUGGGGUGGUGCCCUUCAUCCAUCCACACAUACCGCCUGAGGCUCGUCUUCCCUCCAUGGCCUCUCACUCCAGCCACUUCGGGUAGUUUUGUUUGGUGUCCAUCUCUCCACAGUUCUCCAGGAGGUAAGGGUUGGGUGCUCCAUGUUCAGUGCCUUACAGGCUACAUUGCAAACCGGACUGUCCUGCUGUGGCACAGCCCCCCUGCCUUUCUGUGUACAUAGCUGCCUUGGGCGGGGGGGCAGCAAAUGGGAAUGCUGUGUUAGAAUCCAACCAUGGACAGCAUCUCUAGACCCUGGCAACCAACAGUGCUUGGGACCAACUCCCUAGUGAUGAGCCUGGCCCUGCUUCCUUUCCAUCCUCACUGUGGUGGGACUUGAGGCAGGAGUGGGUGGGACUGGACCACCUGCCUGUGCAGCUUAGUCUCUUGGGCUGGAGGAGUUGAGCCCCACAUUGCUGCCCCCCCUCUUGUUUUGCUCCAUGGUGGAAAGGCUCGAUACUGAGGAAUGGCCUGCUCUUUCCCCUUCAUCUCUUGUUAAUACGCUGCAGUCUGCUGUUCAUAAACUGAUAAGUUAUGAUGAAUUUCAUUAAAACAUUUGUAACUUUAUUUUGAAAAACAGUAGUUUUGUGUCUUUCCCCUUCCGUAGCCCAUAAUUUUGUUUAGGUUACAGAUUCAUAUUCUGACUCCCACAAGAGGAAAGUCUUACAAUGCUUUACUUUAUAUUUUAUGCCCAUUUUUUCUUUAAAAUGAAAGUGACCCUUGGCCCCCAAAGUGACCUAGGAAAAAGCAGAGAGGAAGCGGGUAGCAGCCCACAGACAUACCCAGAGGUUUUUCUCCUGGUUUGUGGAGUCAAGUACGGAGGGGGUGAACGCCCUCUGGUGUUGGAUGUCUGCUAAUGACAAAGUUAAGUCCAAUUUGUAGACUAAAUCCACCCGAGGCAAAUUUUAUCCACUUGUGUCAAAAGGAAAAUGUUAUAGCUGUUUAUGAAAGCAGAUGGGAGGAAACAGCUUUGUUAAAAAUGAUUUGAAUCUGAAUUAAGUUGCAUCAGAUAGACCACAGAUUGACUCAGAACAGAUUGGGCUGAUGAACAAAGCAACAGAUACAUAUCCAAAUUGAAUCUUUUGGCUCGUGAACACCCUUAGUAAAUGCCAGUUUACAACUUGCCAUUUUAGUCUGAUCUCCCUACAUGCUACUUCCUUUGUGUGUUUUGUCUAUUUAAUUUUAUACGCCUGAUGGCAUGUCUGCAUGUCAUUUAAUUCUAUAAAGUGCUCAGCACUAACACUGUAUUGAAUUGUUGAGUGGUGUGAGCUUACAUUUGGAGUAAGUUUAUUAUUUGAAAGUGAGAAAACUAGGGAUACUCAAGGAAUUUGAUGUAUAUAUUCCAGAGUGAAUUCACUUGGUACACAUCAUGGGUGGGAUCCUUGGAGACCCAAGGUGUCCCCCCCCCCUUUUUUAAAAAAGGCAGACCAUAGAUCACCUCAUAACAAUUAAAUUUGCAGAGAAAUGAAUACUUGAGACUUCUAAAAAAAUACACAUAGAAAAAUGAGAGAAAACAGAAGGAACAUAGACAAAAGUGACAUGGACUGAAAAUAAACAGAUAUAUCCUUAAAUACUAUAAUAAAAACAAAUAGGAGCAAAUAAGUAAUUCUGUAUGUUACAGGGACAAUCAUCCCUUCUGUGGAGCUCAUUGGAGGAUUUCUAAUCACCUGGAGUAUGGGGGAGGAAAGAUGAAAUUCAGAGAAAAUGCCUUUAGUCCCAGCUAUUCUCAUAGCUGCUCUGGCCUAGCCAACUACUCAUUGUGUGAAGUGAGUACUACUGUUGCAGGUUAAGCUCUGCCCUAGUCCAGCUGAAUUUUGCUUCCAAUAUUGCUUUUCUGUUACAAGGAAGACUGCUGAGUUGUUCGUUUUAUAAAAAGCAGAAACACAUGGUGCUUGGAAGCCACAUCUUGGUGCAAAGAGUUUAUUAAAUUAAAAAAUCAAUGCAGAGGGCCAAAAGGAUGGGAAUGGGUCUAGGACCUCCAUUCUCCCUUUAAAAAUAUAGUAAAAUUCACCUCAUGUCAAAUAGGCAGAUGAACCAUCUCCUGAAGUCCAGUUGCAUCCAAGCCCAAGUCCAUCCAUUGCCAGCAACGGAUGAGGUACAAGAGGGGGCUGGCAUGUCACCUUCUCUCAGGAUGGGAGUGUGUCUGAUGGAGAGACCCUUCGCAAUUCAAGGGCUGGCAGAUGGCACCACCCUUCUUUUUGCUGUGGCUUCCCUUUCUUUGUGUCUCCCAAAUCAGUGUCCAUUAGCCUCUGAGGUGGGCAGGAAAACGAGUAGUCUCUUUAAAAAGGAUUCAUCGUUUCUGAAACUCCUUUUAAAAAAGCAUGUUCCUCAAAUCAGCUGCUUCACACAGGGAUUGGCCUCAGUUUCCCUAAAAAACAAACAACACAAGGGAAAAUAUUAGGGCACUUUGCUUUCUACUCCUACACUGCAUCCAUGGUGAGUGCCAACCACCUCUUUGCUACAUGCAUAACAGGUCACCCAUGAGUGGCAUCUGGCCAGGCUCCAGCCAAAACCUCUGUGCAGAAUGUCAUGUGUCAUGCUAAUUAAGUUU